AUUUCUUCGAAAAUAUUUACAAUAAACCAGUGAGCCUUUUACGCCGAUUCCAUAAUUUAUUUUCAACGCCUGAUGCACAACGUGGAGCAUUUGUCAUAUUCAUAGUGUAAGGUGAGUGGUUUGUGCGGUGGUGAAUGGUCCAAAGUGGAGCCUGUCCUCUGAGCACCACCAAUAUUAAAGGGCGACCAGGCCCAUCGUCAUUUUUAUCAUUUUCUGGUCAUUAUAAACUUCUAAAAGGGUUUCGCUCCCAACUUCAGUUAUUGCACUCGUACUAUCGACAGUGUGAGCCAUACAAUCUAUUAUGUUCAAAUUCUCGACUCGUCUGGUCCCUUCAGGCCAUCGUAUCCACUGGAGUUCUUUGAGAAAGAUAACCCCUGCAACUACAUUCCAGCUCCGGCCAAAAUGCACCGAAAGUUCCCCAAAGGCUCCAUGCAGCAAAAAUGAAGGAAAGACGCUGCCUCCUGCGGUAUUUUCAUCGCAAUUUUGGGCGUCGAGGGCAGUAUGGAAUCGAGCUGGUCUAAAUACGCUGCGAUGUCUCGUUGGUUGUACUCUCGGGGACUUCUCAUCCAUGUGGUAUCUCCAAGCUUUCCAUCCGGAACUUGGGACUGGGGCAAUCAUGGCGAUUUCCAUGGCGAGCGGUGUCACGACUUCUCUACUCCUGGAGACUGUUCUUCUCCGGCUCGGCCGUGAUCAACUUGGCUGGAUGGUAGCGGCCAAGACGGCGGCAGGAAUGAGUCUUAUAUCAAUGAUAUCGAUGGAACUGGCUGAGAACCUUGUUGAUUACCAUUUAACGGGGGGAGUCAUUCAGCUCGACUCGCCGCAGUUCUGGGGAGCUGCCAUUGUAUCGAUAGCAGCUGGGUUCUUGACGCCAUUGCCGUACAAUUACCACAGACUGCGGAAGUAUGGCAAGGCAUGUCACUGAGGUGUGAUUUGCAUAAAGUCGACAAUGUUGUAUAAUAGUUCCAUUUAUUAGGCGUUUCAAAGGACGGUGUUAAGGACUGUAAUAGUAGUUCAG
Pseudogymnoascus verrucosus is the source of this 1015-nucleotide messenger RNA. RefSeq lists its product as uncharacterized. Bases 302 to 922 code for a protein of 206 amino acids. The transcript is spliced from 2 exons. The record is from RefSeq and is a predicted model, not a curated record. NCBI's taxonomy places the organism in Eukaryota, Fungi, Ascomycota, Leotiomycetes, Thelebolales, Thelebolaceae.